This is a messenger RNA of Paramisgurnus dabryanus, 2003 nucleotides long. It is a transcript of the gene tbx5b, whose product is annotated as T-box transcription factor 5b. Gene Ontology annotation, cellular component: chromatin; nucleus. The record is from RefSeq and is a predicted model, not a curated record. Gene Ontology annotation, biological process: regulation of transcription by RNA polymerase II; positive regulation of DNA-templated transcription; pattern specification process. Gene Ontology annotation, molecular function: RNA polymerase II cis-regulatory region sequence-specific DNA binding; DNA-binding transcription factor activity, RNA polymerase II-specific. Lineage: Eukaryota; Metazoa; Chordata; Actinopteri; Cypriniformes; Cobitidae.
CCUCUCAUCUUAAAUUUUCAUCCUAGUUGUGUUCUUCUGGCGAUAUGGCACAUGUAGAGUUCGGUUCUGUACAGUCCUGUUCUGGUGGCGCUUCUCCAGCGAUGGAUUUUGAAAAGGAGAAAGAUCCUGGACAUCACAGUGGGAACAAAACCGGGUCACCGCCAUCGCAAUCUCAGCUCUCCCAACAGGGGAUGGAGGGAAUCAAAGUUUAUUUGCACGAAAGAGAUCUGUGGGCAAAAUUUCAUGAUGUCACUACAGAGAUGAUCAUCACUAAAGCUGGCAGACGGAUGUUUCCCAGCUAUAAAGUAAAGGUAACAGGUCUUAACCACAAAGCGAAAUAUAUCUUACUGAUGGACAUUAUUGCAUCCGACGAGCACCGGUAUAAAUUUGCCGAUAACAAAUGGUCUAUAAGUGGUAAGGCUGAACCUGCGAUCCCAGGCAGACUGUAUGUCCAUCCAGACUCACCGGCCUCAGGUGCUCACUGGAUGAGACAGCUUGUCUCUUUCCAGAAACUCAAGCUCACCAACAACCACCUGGACCCUUUCGGACAUAUCAUUUUAAACUCCAUGCAUAAAUACCAGCCUCGCCUACACAUAGUGAAAGCUGAUGAAAGGAACAGUUUUGGCUCUAACAACACGAGUUUCUGCACACACUCUUUUCCUGAGACGGCCUUCAUCGCUGUGACUUCGUACCAGAACCAUACAAUCACUCAGCUGAAGAUCGAGAAUAAUCCAUUUGCCAAAGGCUUCCGUGGAAAUGACGAUAUCGAACUGCAUCGUAUGUCUCGUACACCAAGUAAGGAGUACCCACUGGUUCCACGUACUACUGCAAGACAAAAAGUGGCUCCUCCUUCUCCAGACUGUCCAUCUUUGUCCGAAUACACCAUGCCACAAAAACCCAGCCCUGGCUACGCCUGCUCCGACACUUCAGGUGAUCAUGACCAAACCCUCACUGAAACUCCUCCCAUUAGUGACCCCACAUACCACCCCUUCACCUAUCAGGUCUCUCCUGAAGUGGCCCCCUGUAAUAUGGAUACUGCACAGAAUCAACCUUGCAUGUAUGGAGGCUCUCAGGUGGCCACGGAGGACCAUAGGUGGGCAUCUUACAUGGACAGCAAUACUUACCAAAGCUUUUCCUCCGCUAAAGAAAUGGUUGGAAAUUUUGGUCCCGACUUCUCUCAGGAACUGUAUCCGCAAUACACCUGUGAGGUGGGUGUCCAGUCGCACUGCAUGAUGACCGAUUUCCCGCUUUAUGCUUGCAAUCGAUCAUUUAGCCAAAAUCAACAAACAAACAGCUGGUGUGGAGGCAGCUGAGCAAGUACGUGGGAUGUGUGUAUGUCUGCUUGAGAGACCAAGAGUCUGUGAAUGGUUUUCGUAACUUCCUUAUAACUUUAUCCUGAAUGUUUUGCCCCUCAGUUUCUGUCUAGUUGUUAAUCACAUGCCAGUUUACAUCUGUCAUAUUAUUCUGUUAUAAAGUCACAAUAAACACAUAUAUAAUACAUAAAUACAUUAAAAUAGAAAAAUAGAGAAAAUAAAAUAAACAUUAAGUAGAUUUAAGCAGGGUUUCUUUUAUUUAUUAGUAUAAUAGGUUCUAAUGCAUUCUUUAUAAUUUAAUGUUUAGAAAAACUGGCCAUAAUACACUCACCUAAAGCAUUAUUAGUAAAACCUGUUCAAUUUUUCAUUAAUGCCAUUAUCUAAUCAACCAAUUAAAUGGCAGUUCCUUCAAUGCAUUUAGGGGUGUUGUCCUGGUCAGAGACAAUCUCCUGAAGUCCAAACUGAAUGUCAGAAUGGGAAAGAAAGGUGAUUUAAGCAAUUUUGAGUGUGGCAUGGUUGUUGGUGCCAGACGGGCCGGUUUGAGUAUUUCACAAUCUGCUCAGUUACUGGGAUUUUCCCGCACAACUAUUUCUAGGGUUUACAAAGAAUGGUGUGAAAAGGGAAAAACAUCCAGAAUGCGGCAGUCCUGAGGGGGAAAAUGCCUUGUUGAUGCUAGAGGUCAGAGGAGAA